UCACUUUUUUUGUGAGAAUGAGUUCUCACGCCCUGGUUCUUUUCCUUCUCCUUUUCCUCCUACCAGUGGCACUGGGCCACUUCCUCUCCAAGCCUGCACCGGAUCCAAGGAUCACAUUCAACCGUAAGCUUGCGGAGACACUCAAGGAGCUUCAGGACAUGGGACUCAUCCAGGCCCCCCGUGAGCCGGUAGUGGCGGCUCAGGGAGCCAAGAAGACUUGCGGAAGGAGUUUGUUGAUAAAGAUCCAACAACUCUGCCAUGGAAUCUGCACAGUUCACGCUGAUGACCUCCACGAAACGGCAUGCAUGAAAGGUCUCACCGACUCUCAGCUGAUCAACUCCUGCUGCCCACCAAUCCCCCAGACACCAUUCGUCUUCUGAAUCAACCCCUCGGAGCGGCAUCCCUUGUUAAUUGUUACUAUUUUUGAUAAGUAUAACAUUGGUCAUUUCCCUUUCUAUCUAUCCCCUUUUUUUAUUUAUAAUUUGAGAUGAGGAAAAUCUUUCUACAACACUUCUAAAAAUCCCCAUAAAAUCAAAAAAAAAAAUCAAAAAAAGUUCAAAAAAUCCCAAAAAAAAACCCAUUUCUUUUUUUUUGUACUUUUCAUUGUUAUCCUCCAAGUUGACGGUAGGUGCCUGUUAACAAAAAACCCAAUAAAAUGUUUUUUUUUCCUUGGAA
Messenger RNA from Caenorhabditis elegans, 675 nucleotides. It is a transcript of the gene ins-30, whose product is annotated as INSulin related. The transcript has 2 exons. Lineage: Eukaryota; Metazoa; Nematoda; Chromadorea; Rhabditida; Rhabditidae. The record is from RefSeq and is marked reviewed. Gene Ontology annotation, cellular component: extracellular region. Gene Ontology annotation, molecular function: hormone activity. Bases 18 to 380 code for a protein of 120 amino acids. Gene Ontology annotation, biological process: signal transduction.